AGCGGGUCUACUCUCUUCUGAUUCUUCUUUGUUUUUGUGUAGAUGCAAUAAGCUAUCUGAGAGUGGAAUCUUCAUUACUAAGAAAGCUGAACUCAUCUGGAUUUGUAACAGAGCAAACUAUCAAAUAUCUUUCAAGAUGGAGGAGAUGUCACCUGAUAACAUACAUGGACUCAUUUUAGCUGUAUCUUCCAGUAUAUUCAUCGGUUCAAGCUUCAUCAUCAAGAAAAAAGGUCUCAAGAAGGCUGGUGUCAGCGGACCCAGAGCAGGUGAAGGAGGGUAUGGAUACUUAUUGGAACCUUGGUGGUGGGCUGGGAUGAUAACUAUGAUUGUUGGGGAGAUAGCAAACUUUGCAGCUUAUGCAUUUGCACCUGCUAUUCUGGUGACACCUUUGGGGGCGCUAAGUAUUAUUUUCAGUGCAGUGCUUGCACAUUUUAUUUUGCAAGAGAAGUUGCAUAUGUUUGGUGUACUUGGCUGCGUCCUCUGUGUUGUUGGGUCCACAACGAUUGUCUUACAUGCUCCUCACGAGCAGGACAUUGAAUCAGUCAAGCAAGUAUGGUACCUUGCUACCGAACCAGGCUUCCUUGCGUACUCUGCUGUCGUGUUGGUUGUGGUACUUGCUCUGAUCUUCUACUACGAGCCGCGUUAUGGGAAGACGCAUAUGAUAGUAUAUGUUGGGAUUUGCUCAUUGAUGGGUUCUCUGACUGUUAUGUGUGUUAAAGCUGUGGCCAUCGCCAUAAAGCUGACUUUUUCCGGGAUGAACCAGUUCAAGUACUUCCAUGCAUGGAUCUUCAUCAUAGUAGUGACCAUAUGUUGCCUUUUGCAAAUCAACUACUUGAACAAGGCUCUAGAUAAUUUCAACACCGCAGUCAUAUCUCCAGUGUACUACGUUAUGUUUACAACAUUCACCAUCUUAGCUAGUAUGAUCAUGUUCAAGGACUGGGCUUCUCAGAGCGGAUUGCAAAUUGCUACCGAGCUAUGUGGCUUUGUGACCAUUUUAUCAGGAACCUUUCUUCUCCACAAGACAAAAGACAUGGGAAACAGUGGCAGCGUACGUGGUGCCACGUCCCAGUCCCCUAGAGAGACUCCUGUGUUCAUCAACUCAGGUUCCACUCGCAGUUCCGAUUCCAAUCUUUAGCCCUUUUGAUUUAACAAUCCUACGGCUAAGUUGGUAGAUCAUCUGAUGGCUUAGAACGAUGCAACAUAAGUAACAAACGGCCUCAAAGAGCGCUUUUUAAGGCGUGGUGGCUUUUUUAUUAAAGAAAAAAAAAAGAGCAAAUGGGUUUUAAAGGUAUACUCUGAUUUUGAGGAGGAGAAGGUUUAGAGAAUGAUUUGUUAGAGACACUAUUUGAUUGAUUGCUUAAUGUUCUUUUUAUUUAAUUUUGUUUCUCAUAUGACUAUAUGAAGUUAUUCAACACAAGAUUAAGGAUUACAGUUUUGCUUCUUCUUUUUUUUUGU
This is a messenger RNA of Eruca vesicaria subsp. sativa (arugula), 1455 nucleotides long. NCBI's taxonomy places the organism in Eukaryota, Viridiplantae, Streptophyta, Magnoliopsida, Brassicales, Brassicaceae. The record is from the annotation of a GenBank genome assembly.